Coccidioides immitis RS is the source of this 1226-nucleotide messenger RNA. RefSeq lists its product as uncharacterized. The transcript is spliced from 2 exons. NCBI's taxonomy places the organism in Eukaryota, Fungi, Ascomycota, Eurotiomycetes, Onygenales, Onygenaceae. Gene Ontology annotation, biological process: regulation of DNA-templated transcription. Gene Ontology annotation, molecular function: DNA-binding transcription factor activity. The record is from RefSeq and is a predicted model, not a curated record. The coding region runs from base 96 to 1226 and encodes 376 amino acids.
UCGCCCAUACUGCGCUCGAUCCUUCUAUUCCAUAGUGCGUCGUGUGCGACAGGUUUGACACUCUUCUGACCGGCGUUGAAAGUCCCCGCAGAGCUAUGGCUGCAACAAAGCGCCGGCGGCAAGCGACAGAGCUCGAGGUCCCAGACCAUUCGGAAGAUGCAGCUGAGCGGAAAAGAGUUCUCAACGUUCUGGCACAACGUCGAUACCGGAAACGAAAGCGUGAGCGUCUAGCAGCGCUUGAAAAGGAGCUCGAGAAGAGCAAAGGGCGUUGCAGCCCGACAGAUCCACUAGCUCCUAAGAGGGGAGAGAAUGAGUCUUCUUCAAACUCUCCGGUGGCCUUCUCGCAGUCAUCUGCUUCAUCUACGACGACGGACGAUGUGGAAGGCAUCUUUCCGCUUACUCCGCCCCAGAGCAAUACGCUAUCCCGGGACGCGUUCACGAAUGUCUUGCCCAAUGCGGCGCUGUCAGACGUAACCGGGUCGAGCCUCCUUAGCCAGCCAGAUUUCUUAGAUUCCACCUUUGAAUCCCUAUUAGACCUUGAACCCCAAGCUAUGCCUCCGGGUCUGGAUUCGUUUCCACCAGAAUUGCUGGAUUCGCCGGCGUUGACGUGGCAGUUUCUGUCCAAUCCCGCCAACCUGGAAGACGGCCGUAACCCAGAUCUCUCCUCUAGCCUGCAGUCGCAUCAGACUUCCACGUUCACGUUUCCCGAUGACAGGACCAUCGACGUGCCGACACUGACCCUGCUCAAAGCUGUGUUGACAAUUGCUACCCGUCUCGAUAUAACACAGAGUCUCUGGGAUAUAUCGGGCAUCAGCCCCUUCUUCACCGGGCCGGGGAAUGAUGAUUCUUCUUCCCUGGCGCAUCUUCCAGUGAACUUCCGACCGACUCCAACACAACGACUGAUCCCUCACCACCCGAUGCUUGACCUCCUACCUUGGCCAACGGUGCGGGAUAAGCUGAUCCAAGUCUUCAGCUUGCCACCGCAUCUACGACCAGCGCCCGCCGCGGACCCGAUGGGUCUUGUGACGCUGGUAUAUGACAUUGAGGAUCCCACAGAGGGCAUCAGGGUGUCCGGAUCGGAUCCGUUUGUGGCGGAUAAGUGGGAAAUCGGACAGAUAGUCUUCCAGCGCUGGUGGUGGGCGUUUGAAGGAAGCAUUGUGGAGACCAGCAAUCGACUGAGGAAGCAGAGGGGCCAGCAGGGCCUCGUGCUAGGAACUGUCGGUUGA